CUGAUGGUCUCGAUAGUCCAAUAAGCGAGUAAAAAUGUUUUGAACGCCCCGGGAAAAUAUCAAAACACUAAAGUCACAUAAAUAAAACACGUGGUUUUAUUUUGAAAAUUUCGUACGUUUUUAAUUUCUGCUGAUUUUAAAAACAUUCUCUCGAAAUUGGUGGUUAAUUUAAAAAGGAAAGUACUGUGAAUUAAAAUGACAUUUAACAUGGGUAAGAAAACUUUUAUAUUUUGUUUUUAUAUUAAAGAAGCAAGAAUUAUUAUAACAUGAAAAUAUUGUCGCAAACUCAAAACAUUUUUGGCGUGCACAAACGUGUUUAAAUUUAGCUUAUUCAAGAAAAGGAAUUAUUUCAUCCAGCGAAGAUGAGGACUUCGAAGAUUCACCGCUUUUUAAUUGAGCAGUUAUGUAAGUAAGAUUUCAAUACCUUUUUGUAACUAAAAAAUAGUAAGGUUGUAAUAAAUGUGCGGCAAAUGAGUGCUUUAAUAUUAAUGACCUGUAAAAUAAUGGAAACAUUUUGUAAGGUGAAGGGAAAAAGAUAUAAAUAAGUGUUUUUAGUUAUGUUGUAACUUUAUUUCAUCAUAGUGAUAAAAUUAAACAAACCUCUGAAAACCGAGAAAAUAAAAGAGAAAAAAGAAAGAGAAAAUAUAUUGAAAAAGCGAGUAAGUUUAAGAAAUGCCUGAUUAUAAUUUAAACUUAUUUUCGUAAGUUUUAUUGGUGUACUAUUUUUUUAUUUUAAACCUAGAUGGGACUUUUAUCUCAAGCAGCGAAGAGAGCGAUGUCGGAGAUGGCACCGAAGACGACAUUCAAGACGACAAAAAAAGAGAGAAAGGUAGCAAUGACGAGGAAAAUAACGACACAGAAAAUCAAAUGUCAAGCUUGUCAGACAAGUGUGUUCGUGCGGAUUCCUUGGAAGAAGCAAAAAGAAUUAUAGAAAAAUACGAGAUUGAAACUGGAACGAACUAUUCGAUUUACCAUAAAAAAAGCGGUUUUUGUUCUCCAGAUGUUGAUAUAAAAGGUCAUAGGAUCAUGUUUGAGGACAAAAAGUCUGACAACCAACAAUUUUUUUUUACUGGUACACCAUUUCUCGUUAUGGGUAUGGAGGCGUUAGAUUGCGUGCACGGAGCAGACAAAAGUAAAGUUCAAAACAAUAAGAGGAAAGACGCAAGAAAGGCAAGCAUGAUUUAUCCGCUUUCCUAAAAAAAAAGAAAAAGAAAGGAAAGAUGAUAAUUCGCGCCUCUACUAAUUUUUUAGAAUGAUGGUGAUCACUCUUUCAGGAAGUCAAGAUUUCUGACACAAAAUACAAAAAAGAUGGAUUGUCCUGCCAAGAUUAUCAUGCGUGAUAUUAUCACAUUUCUUGAUUAUAAGGUAGAAACUAAUUUUCUGACAAUCGCAGUCUAAACCGUUGAUCAAAUUUUGACUUUUGUCAUACAUAUGGUUUAAAAAGUACCGCCUAGAUUGAUGCUAACACGGAGUGGAAGAGAAAAGUUUGCGUUAAAAGCUUAAAAAAUAAAUGGCAACAGAAUAAGGUAUACCCGAAGAAAACAAAGGCAUCAGCAUGCAGGGGUUUAUUAAAUGAAAUUAAAAGCCUCACCUUUAACGUGUACGACGUUGAUGUUCUUGAUGUGUUGCACUACCAGCUAGUAAUUGCGUUGAAAGGCCUACAGAAAGCAUGUCCAAAUGAUAAUGGUAUCUUUUUGGAAAUCAAACCACCAAAAACAGUUGUUAAAGUCGGUACUCUUGAUUUGGAUAACUUGCCUGUGUCGAAAAGCAAGAAAUCUCGGUUCACAGGUAGAGUCGGGAGAGCAACUGAGAGUAGAAGGUUUUUCUCUCACUUAGUCGUCACACCAAAAAUUGAGACGAAGACUAAUGUUAUAGAAGAGCAAGCACCUCUACUCGAUGAUGCAACCUAUGACAUUCCCUUUUCUUCAAACGAAGAUACAUCGAUUUCACUGUCUCUUGUGCGUGGAAACGAUGAUGACGUGGUAGACAAUAAAGAGAAAGAUUCGUCAGAUGAAGAAGUUAUGAUAACAAGAGUCAUUGAAAAUAAUGGACAACCUCCGAAGAAAAAGAGGAAGUUGGUCAGUCGAAGAACAUGGCAUUAUAAAUAACCAGAUGUUAACUGACGAAUCUAUUAACUUGGCACAGCAAUAUCUUGCAGCACAAUUUCCCCAAUACGAUGGCUUCUUCGACACGUGUCUCGGUAUCCCUAGACGUGAAGAAUUAGUUGUGUCAAAUAAGCCUUUUAUACAAAUCCUUCACACUGGUGCACUGCAUUGGAUUUGUGUAGGGAACACUAAAAAUCAUAACAAUUCGUGUAAUGUUUAUGAUAGCUUAAGUAGUGGUAACAUCACACCCAGCGUUGCGUGCCAAAUAGCAUUAUUCUGCCACACAGCAGAUCCGGAGAUAAGGGUAGAGAUAUGUUCCGUCCAGCAACAAAAAAAUUCUGUGGAUUGUGGACUAUACGCCAUUGCGUUUGCAACAACUCUUGCUUUGGGGGGUGAUCCAACUAAAGUAGUUUACGAUCGUAAAAGAUUGCGUCCGCAUCUACUUAUGUGUUUGCAUCAAGAAAAAAUGCUUCCUUUUCCUGAAGAAAAAACAUUAAGAUCUUUAAGAUGCGAAAUCAAAAUUUUAGCUAUUGAGUUGUACUGCAGUUGUCGCAUGCCCUACGACGAAGAAAACGCAGAUGACAUGGCCGAAUGUUCGAAAUGUUUACAGUGGUUUCAUCAAAAAUGCGAAAAUAUCCCACCAAUAAUUUUUAAAUCAAGAAACAAAAAAUAUUUUUGUAAAGCUUGCGUUGAGGAAAAAAAAAGUCGAAAAUAAAAAUUAAGACGUAAAAUCA
Messenger RNA from Hydractinia symbiolongicarpus, 2839 nucleotides. RefSeq lists its product as uncharacterized. NCBI's taxonomy places the organism in Eukaryota, Metazoa, Cnidaria, Hydrozoa, Anthoathecata, Hydractiniidae. Bases 868 to 1197 code for a protein of 109 amino acids. The record is from RefSeq and is a predicted model, not a curated record. The transcript is spliced from 3 exons.